AUGAAGCUAAUAAAAAACGGCGCGUGUUUGGAAAUUGCUACUUGUGUUACUUUACUGGUUUUGCUGCAGUCUGCCAACGACAGAGUAAGGACAGACAGUCUGUUAGCAGCCGGUAUGGAGGACGCAUUCACGCUCAUCGUUUUAACACUGUUACAACUAUGUCGAGCCGAGAUAUCAAACACAGAAUGGUACGCGGCAAACUUGAUAAACGAUCCAAAUUACACGCCAAAGCCUAUAACUGAAAUAUUCACUACUGACUUAACUUUUAUACCGAAAAAUCCAGCAAUUUCUACACAAAUAAGUCCAAGGGAAACAACUUCGCCGGCGAUCUCAACUACAGUAACUACAUCAACUACACCUUCUAUUACAACAACACAAGAAGUUGUGACAGAACAAGCCCCACAAAUUGUACAAGUCAUUCCGCAGCAACAAGACAUUUUUCGACCAAAUACUAACGUACCUACGUUCGUAUUAGUUUACGAUCCUAGACAGCAAACAAAUCAAUUAUUUCAACAACCAAUAGUUACAUCUGCCCCAGUCCAAAGUAUCACACAAGUUGCUACAGAAGAAGUGACUACAGCUUCUGUGACAGAAACGUCGUCUACGACUACAUCGACCCCAUCUCCUCCAACUUCUACUCAACAAACUACGGAAGGACCUACGAUUGUUUUACGUCAAAAUCAAAACCCAUCAAAUUUGCCAAUAAUACCAAUUGGUUUAAUACCUAGCAGUUGGAAUGGUAACACGGUUGUUCCAAUAUCAAACAUCCCUAUAAUCAAUACAAGUUCUGUCUCGGCACCACCGGCCAACAAUACUCAAUUGCCUCAAACGAUACGACCUGAAACUCGAAGGCCCUUGCUAACUGUGCGGGUGAAAUCUGCUAAGGGUUCUAUAACGAAUAUUAAAAUAAACCCCACAACAACCACUAGAAGACCUACAACAACAAGAAGACGCAAGUCAAACAGGAGAAAGAACGAUUACGAAACAUGUUUAGAUUCUUGCAAUGGUAGAAAAGAGCCAAUUUGUGGUAGCCCGAUGGGGGUGUUCCCCAUCGAUCCUGACCGAUUGAAAGGGUUCGCGUCGUUAUGUCACAUGGCAUGCCAUAAUUCAUUCAGAAGAGAUCAAAUAUUUGACAAAGUGGCCGACGGUCGUUGCGGAAGAUUACGAACACGAAUUCGACCUUUAGACAAAGACAAAUUAAACAGAGAAGAUUUGAAUAAGGCCCAAUACACAAUAACGCACAAUGCUCCAGAGACUGUUAUGGAAUUUUCACCUGUAAAACGU
Messenger RNA from Brenthis ino (lesser marbled fritillary), 1284 nucleotides. The record is from the annotation of a GenBank genome assembly. Lineage: Eukaryota; Metazoa; Arthropoda; Insecta; Lepidoptera; Nymphalidae.